Messenger RNA from Williopsis jadinii, 656 nucleotides. RefSeq lists its product as uncharacterized. NCBI's taxonomy places the organism in Eukaryota, Fungi, Ascomycota, Saccharomycetes, Phaffomycetales, Wickerhamomycetaceae. Bases 275 to 583 code for a protein of 102 amino acids. The transcript has 3 exons. The record is from RefSeq and is a predicted model, not a curated record.
CUUCAAACGAAUGGAGAUACGACAUAACAAGAGGACACACUAACUGGCCUGCUAUGAGAACAAGAUACAGAACCAAGAAACUUCCAAGUACUGUCACAGAAUACCCACCUAGAGAUCACAAAUGUACCACAACACCCGUCAUUAUCUGAACCUGAACCUGAACCUGAACUUGAUAAUGGAACUAUACCUGAUCGAAUAAGAGGUAGACGAAGAACUGCGGCAAACGUAGCAGAAGGAGCGUUAGAAGAAAAUAGACGUGGUGGUGCUUUUGAUUAUGAUCCCAACUUUGAAUACAUCAUUGAGGAUGACACCAACGGUUUUAAUGAGAAUGAUGACCCAGUUUAUGAACAACAACAACAGCGGAGACCACAGAGACCACGGAACUCAGUUUAUAAUCCAGGUGACCUUGAAUAAUGUUGUGAUUAUUGUCAAGCUCUUCUUAUCGAUACUGAUUUACCAUCUUUUUGCUGUUAUAGGAACAAAAACCUUCACAGUACUUGAAGGAUAUCUGAUUGGAUCCAAUCACAUCCAAAUAUUCUCGAACAAUCAAUACAACUCUUUCGCUAUCAUCCUUGGAUUCUAAAAGUACUGGUGAUUCGAGAGAUGGGACUUAUUCAAUGACUAUCAACAGCCGUUUAUUCCAUAGAGUUGAUGGU